CUGAAGUAUUUCCUGUUUAUUUGAUAUCUCAUUUUUGACAUUUUGUCGUCGCAGUAAAUCCAUUAUUUCAGUUGAAUGGAACAGCCAUAAAUCCAAAUGAUGGAGAGUCCUAGCACUCGCACUCCCUGGCAGAAACUGCCCGAUGACAUUCUCCUGAAGAUAUUCACGUAUUUACAAGCACAGCAACUAUUGGUCAUAUCUCAAGUGUGUCGUUCCUGGUCGCGAGUUGCCUAUGAUGAGUUGAUAUGGAAAGACUUGUUCUACCGCUAUUGGAAGAUCAAGCGCUCCAUCCCGAUGGCACCCGACAAGUACUCGUGGAGAGAGGAGUUCCAGCGUCUUUAUGCCCAUACUCCGCUAUUGGAGAGUGAAGUGAUCAAGCAGCACACAGAUCAGGUGUUGCACGUCAGCUUCUCUCAUAACGGCGAGAUGUUUGCGACAUGUUCUAAAGACGGCUUCAUAAAGGUGUGGAACAUGGACUAUCCUGUCACAAUCAAAUACAGCAAAAGCCUUAAAAACUUCACAUGGAAAUACACUCAGUUUAGCCAGUUCAACCAGUCUGACACCUUACUUUUAGUGUCUGGGGUCCACUUUGGCUCAUUCAGUACUUCGGGGGAAAUUGUUGUCUUCAGCCUCAAAGAUGGGUUUGAACUGCAGUGUCGCGUCAACAACAAGCCAUAUGACAUAUUUGGUACAUGGUACAAUGAUAACUAUCUGUUAUCCGGCAACCUCUACUGGAUAGGACAUCUUUCCUCUUGCUCUGCACUAUGGAUAAAUAAGGCUUCACAGUGCCUAGAUUCGGAGACAGAAUCAGUGGUAAUGAGACUUUUAAAAUUUCACAAUGUGAACGCCAGUACCAUAAGGACAAUCAUGGUCGCAAACUGCCCUAAACAAAUUGAUGCAGGCCAAGCUGCAGCGAUGGAUAGCAGACCAGAUGUUUCUGCUGAGAAACGACUCAAAAGGAGCCCAUCCCUUGACCCAGUAGAGAAUCUAAUUCAAUACAAGGAGGAUUAUAGACUUGCCGAGCAUUUGGAAGAAUCAGUCGAACCAAUCAAUUUUGAUGGAUCAGAUGACUCUAAUUUCUGUUCAGAACACUAUGGUAUAAACUACAGCCAGAUUUCAGACGAUAGUCCUGCGGGGUCUUCCAAUCCUGCUGUUGGUGCAAUGUGGGAUUUUCCUUCUCCAGCUGUGAACAUGGACACCAAAGCAUUACCAUACACGGAGCCUGACUCGUACGGCGGGACUGGGAAUCUGGACGUUGGUACUUCCUCCAGUCAAAUUCUCCAUAGCGCCAAGGAGAACACCUGUGAUAAAUAUCUUAUCUUUACAACCGGCACAUUGACCUACACGCCACAUUUAAUUGGUAUCAAGAAAAUGCAUAUGGAAGUGCUACAGGAGGCGGAUUUAAAGUUAAACAGUGAUGAACGAUUGCUUCCAAACGUGGCCGAUAAUACCCAUGGCCUCGAUCGUGAAGACGAUUAUAAUGAUGUGGAUCAUUUGAUUGAGAUGCACGGCCACAUUAUAGGGAUGUGCCUAUCUCCAGAUCACAGGUACCUUUAUGUCAACAGCAGACCAUGGCCUAAAAACUACACCAUUGAGGACCCAAGGGAGCCCCCACCAAUUGCUCAAGAAAUCGACAUCCAUGUGAUAGACCUUUACACCAUGAAGGAGGUCGGCACGAUGCACAGAUCGCACAAAGCGUAUACACCCAAUGAUGAAUGCUUCUUCAUAUUCCUGGACGUGUCUGAUGAGCUAGUUGCAAGUGGAGCAGAAGACAAGCAUGGGUACAUGUGGGACAGACAUUAUGGUAUCCUCCUCACAAAAUUCGAGCACAAAGACGUGGUGAACUCAGUUGCAUUCAAUCCAAAAGAUCCCGAGGUUUUGAUCACAGCAAGUGACGAUAAUACAAUCAAAAUAUGGCGGUCACGGAAUCGUGAAGCAGAGGUGAAGAAAAAUGUCAAAACUGAGCCUGUGUGUAAGGCUGGGACAGUGGAAACUGUGGUUGAAUAUAAGUGGCCUGUUGUUGACUUAGGUUUCAAGGACUGAUUGAUAUUUCACUGGGGACGGUAGUGUGCAGGGUGUGAAAAUAUAAGUAGGAGGAGGUCAUCUUGCUUUGAAUUUUGAGUUCAAACAUUAUCAAGAAGAACUCUACCUUUUACAAAUGGCUUUGUCUAUAGCAGUUAAUAUCACUUCCUUGUUUCAUUCAGUUUUAGUUGUGAUAUGUUUAUGCUGUGAUUAUGAUGGUAACUGAAAAGACAAAAUAGUAUAUAUUGAAGUCUGAUUGGAUUGGUGAGAGACACCAACUUUCCAUCAAUCGCAGACGAGGGGUAUAGGGUUCAGAUUGACCACUACAUGUGAGAGACCUCUUAACUCCUUGAAAUUUGCAAUGAGUGACUUUCUGAUCACUAAAUCUCAUUAAACAUGGGAAGAAAUUGCUUAUUUUAUUAUCAUAUUUUUGGAUUUUUAUCCUUUGGCAGGGUGAGGGCAUUUUUUUCAUUGUAUCUCUUUGUGAGGCCUUAAGUGUUUUAAUCAUUGAAUUUUAAACUGUUUAUGGCCAAAAUGCUAAAGAAAGCCAAAAUACGAAAUAUAAAUUCACUAUAAGUGUUCGUAAUGGUAGUUUAGACAUGUUAGCAGUAUUAUGCUCUGCCUUCCAUUUUGAAGUUGUGCUUUGUGAAAGUGCUUGUGUUCAAUUUUAAAGGAAGAGGGCAAAUGACUGUUGGCUGAGAGUACAGAGUAUACUGGUGGAACCUCUCUGCUAAGGACACCAUUGGGACUGAACAAUGACUUCCUUCUGUUGAGAGAGUCGUAUGGAUUUGGCACCGUGAAUAUGAGAUGGACUCUAAAACUUCUAGCUACACAUAAGUGCCACCAGUCCAACAGUAAGGCCACCAGUCCAACAGUAACCUGUCCUACUCUUCAAUAAUUGUCAAAUAAUAAUAUAUAAAUGUACAUAGUAUGAGCCUGUCUGUAUAAAUAAGAGAUGAAUAAAGAUGUUAUGUGAAAAAAGAGUGAUUA
Molecule: messenger RNA, 3012 nt
Organism: Lineus longissimus
Lineage: Eukaryota; Metazoa; Nemertea; Pilidiophora; Heteronemertea; Lineidae
Product: F-box/WD repeat-containing protein 5-like
Exons: 7
Coding region: 97-2043 (648 amino acids)
Biological process (GO): protein ubiquitination
Cellular component (GO): SCF ubiquitin ligase complex; Cul4-RING E3 ubiquitin ligase complex
Molecular function (GO): protein binding
Source: RefSeq, a predicted model, not a curated record